CUAAAAUCGUGAUGCCUCUAUACUUUCAACCUCCAUUGCUCAACUCUGCGACUCCCUGGGCGACAACCAAGGAUGACCUCCAAAGACUCUACGACUGCGCGUACACUGGCGCCGUGACCGUGCGCACGAGCAUGCUCCAUGGCUUCCCUCACGAUCCGAGUAUCCACCAAUACACCUUCUUCGACACCAACGCAGGCUGUGUGAAGCAUUCCCCCAAUGGUUCCAAGGACCUUGACACCGCGACAAACACGUCGAGCCUGAACACCCUUGGCUACAGUCCCAUCAAGCUACACGAGUAUCUCGACUACAUCACAGAGAUUGUCCACAGCGAAGGGCACGAUAAGGAAGAUACGGGCAAUGCUGCUGCUGCUAUCCACAAACAGCAGAAGAAGCCCUUUAUCGUUUCUGUGACCGGCACGGCAGAGGAAGUGGGCAAAUGUCUCGAACUAGUAUCUACUUGCGCGCAGGAGAGGCGCCUACACUUCCUCGUGGAGAUUAACCUCUCGUGCCCAAACAUUUUUGGAAAGCCGCCGCCUGCAUACGAAGGCAGUUCGCUAGCCAGCUACCUCGCGGUCAUUCAGCAGACAAUCGCAUCCCUCGAGUCGAAGCAGUGCCCACCAGUUCUCAUCGGCAUCAAGGUCCCGCCAUAUACAUACCAAGGCCAAUUCGACAUUCUGAUCAACACACUACUUGACUCCGCCAACGCGUCGUCUAGCGGCUGUCCCGUGUCGUUUAUUACAUCGACCAACACACUUGGCAGCUCUCUCGUGCUUGAUCUGCCUGUUGCCAAUACGGAUGAUAAGCCCCCGUUGCCGGCGUUGCCUUCUGCGGCUGGCACGGGGAUUGGUGGAAUGGCAGGCACGGCGCUGCAUCCGCUAGCCCUGGGAAAUGUGCGCACUAUUCGAUCCAUGCUCGAUCAGCACCCUUCGUUGUCAGGUAUAGAGAUUAUAGGCGUCGGUGGAGUCUCUGAUGCGGCGGGCUUCAAGCGCAUGAAGAGCGUAGGGGCCAGUGUCGUGGCUGUGGGAACAGCGCUCGGCAGGUUCGGCGUGCAGGUGUAUCAGAACAUUGUGGAAGGACUUGCGUAAAAGCAUGGUAAUGAUAUACUCCAUAAGGUACGCACUGGAUGCCUCUAGUGAGAUAAGCUUCUCUGCACAUAUAUUUCCACUCGCAUUUAUGCAUAUUAAGCGGUACCACCCACACUGUAAAUAGACUACUUUCACAUUUAGCAACAC
Molecule: messenger RNA, 1232 nt
Organism: Xylona heveae TC161
Lineage: Eukaryota; Fungi; Ascomycota; Xylonomycetes; Xylonales; Xylonaceae
Product: FMN-linked oxidoreductase
Exons: 2
Coding region: 12-1085 (357 amino acids)
Biological process (GO): pyrimidine nucleotide biosynthetic process; 'de novo' pyrimidine nucleobase biosynthetic process
Cellular component (GO): cytoplasm
Molecular function (GO): dihydroorotate dehydrogenase activity
Source: RefSeq, a predicted model, not a curated record